GCGGCGCGCGCCAACCUGUCGGGCGAGCCGUGGUACGUGGGCUGGAGCACCUGCUACGACGAGGAGAGCCGCCGGCUAAGGCAGUACUACGACCGGCCCUACUUCCUGCCGCGAACUUCAGAGAGCGAUACUAUUGACUGGAUAUUCAUGGGUGGACCCGGACAAGGAGCUCAUAUGCACGUGGACUCAGUGCGGCGCGUGUCGUGGCAGGCGCAGGUGCGCGGGCACAAGCGCUGGCAGCUCGCGCCGCCGCCGGAGUGCCUCUACACGUGCCGCGCGCUCGCACUCACCGUGCACCCCGGGGAGAUAUUGGUGGUGGACACAAACCGGUGGUACCACAUGACACGCGUGCUGCCCGGAGACCUCAGCAUCACCAUCGGAGCUGAGUACGACUGAACACAAACUGAACAACUUAUAUACAAUAUCCACAUACUUCAUGUCAUUUUUAAUGAAACUUUUUGUUAUUGUUAAAAUUAUUUUAC
Papilio xuthus (Asian swallowtail) is the source of this 482-nucleotide messenger RNA. RefSeq lists its product as uncharacterized. Gene Ontology annotation, molecular function: 2-oxoglutarate-dependent dioxygenase activity. The transcript is spliced from 3 exons. The annotation marks the transcript as partial. Lineage: Eukaryota; Metazoa; Arthropoda; Insecta; Lepidoptera; Papilionidae. The record is from RefSeq and is a predicted model, not a curated record.